CCCAGUAAGUGGAAACAAUGGAACAGAGAAAUAGAGCCGAGUGUCAUCUGCAUACUGGUGGUGACACCUCACUACAAAUCCGCUCUCGGCGGCUUCAUGGAGCGACAAGACUGAAUCCCACAGGAAACUUCCCAUGGCAAGGAGCAAAAGUCACACAUUCGCCGCGCAGAGGAAACUGAGAAGGGGAACGCCGAAGGGAUCCUAACGUAACGGCUCGCCAUUUCUUCCGCCAGGAGAACGAGCCAGCGCGCUUGUUUUGGAGCGGAUGAGAACACGGCGAAGCGCCCCGAUGCCUUCCUUCCUCUGGGCGGAGUUCCCCAGCCCAAAACAAGCGAAGGAGUUCAGGCUCUCCGCCCCGGCCGGCCUCCCCCUCCGCCUCCCUCCUGGGGUCCCAGCAUGGCGGGUCAUGGCGCCCCGGGGGGCCCGCCACCGGUCACACUCCAAGUGGGCGGCCGGGUUCGCCCACUCGCCGAGGCGCCCGUGGAGCUGCGAGACGCCGCCCGGCGCCUGGUGGUGGACGCGGCCGGGAAAGCGGUUCCCUUCGGAUCCCUGUACCGGGAGCGGAAGGCGAUCGUGGUGUUUGUGCGGCAUUUCUUGUGUUAUGCCUGUAAGGAAUAUGUGGAGGAUCUGGGCAAAAUUCCCAAGACAUUUUUACAAGAUGCAAAUGUCAGACUUGUGGUCAUUGGACAAUCAUCGCACCAUCACAUUAAGCCGUUUUGCACUUUGACAGGUUAUCCUCAUGAAAUGUAUGUGGACCCUGAAAGGGAAAUCUUCAGGACACUUGGGAUGAAAAGGGGUGAAGCAUCCACUACAUCAGGGAAUGAAUUCCACCAUGUGCACCUUGACAAGAACAGGUUGGACCAUGUUCCCAUUAACACUGUUUUGCAACUUGCUGGAGUUCAAGCAGUAAACUUCACCAACAGAUCUCCAAUUAUUGAUGUGUGACUUUGUCGAAAGAAGAAGAAAAUCCAAGGGGCGAGUUAAAUGAUACAUGGCAACAGUGUGUCCAGCAAAUAACUUUAGAUGAGGUUACUGUAACAUUGGAAGAUCCCUAGCUGCUGAAUAGAUCGGUUUGCGGUGGGUAAAAAUGGACUUCACACUUUAUUGUUUCAUUGAACACAGAGUUAAGUUGUGAUGUGUUUAACACACACAAAAAAGAUGUUUAAACUUGCAUGAAAAAUAUACUUGGCAUACACAGUUUUAUUCCAUUCACAGCCUUUAUUAUUAUUAGUGAGUUCUGUCUUCUUAACCCCUGUCUCACAAUGACUUAAUAAAAGGACACAUUUUUCUACAGGUUAAAUAAAAAUGUAAAUUUCUACUGUCUAUUAAACAGCUUCUUUGAUGAGUCAAAACAAAAUGGUUAUGAUAAUGGACCCAGUGGUGGCGACUCUGCAGUCCUCUUCAAGAAUAUUGACAUGGACUCAGUUGGUGGUAGACAAUUAAGUUUUAUUCAGAGUAAAUUCUAAGAAAUGAAUUAAUUUAUCUGCUCUGAAUAAAACUUAAUUGAAUACCACCUGAUAGGUUGU
This is a messenger RNA of Zootoca vivipara (common lizard), 1526 nucleotides long. It is a transcript of the gene PRXL2C, whose product is annotated as peroxiredoxin like 2C. NCBI's taxonomy places the organism in Eukaryota, Metazoa, Chordata, Lepidosauria, Squamata, Lacertidae. The record is from RefSeq and is a predicted model, not a curated record.